AUGUUCUCUCUGUCUGAACUGGCUCCUCUGAACCAGCACCAGGACCAGUGCAAGUUGCUGAAGCCCUGGUGGGAGGUCUUCAUGGAUUACCUGGGGGUCCUGAUGCUGCUCAGCUCUGUCCUGGCCUGCACCGAACAGCUUUCCCGGGACAAGCUCUUGUGCAUUCCUCUGGAUCCGCUCGCCAGUAUGCCCAUUAGCCAGAGUGACAACAUGGAGCAGAUGACGUCUCAGCAAAGGGCCCCCUCGACUCCAACCAUCAACUCCCAGCCACAUGGUCGACGGACUCAUCUGGUCUAUCAGCAAUAUGUGUACAUCAGUCAGGUGUGCUACAAUGACGCAUUGCCGUUUUGCUCUCGCUUCUUCCCCUACAUGUUGUUGAUGCAGUCCUUGGUCUUAGUGGCCUGUGGCUCCUUCUGGCUGCACUUCCCCCACACCUCGGCCCGAAUCGAGCACUUUCUCACCAUUUUAAGCAAGUGCUGUGAGUCCCCUUGGACGUCUCAGGCCCUGUCCCACGCUGCGCAGCAAGAGACCCCCCAUGAGACCAAAGAGUCCACGAACAGAGAUCCCUCGAUACAUCUGCCAAACCUGAACUUCAUCAGGCGUGCCAGCAUGGACUCGGGAAGUGAUAGUCCGCUGUUAAAAAGAGCAGAGAGUAUUUCUACCAGUGCCCCUCCAUCGCCAUAUCUCUCCUCUCACUCAAACCCCUCCAACUUAUUGAACCCCCAAACACAUCCCACCAACUCAACAAUCGUGGAAAAUGGUUCCCAACUUGAGAUCACCCUUGACAAAAAUGAUGGAGAACAGGCCAGAGCAUUGUUCGAGAAAGUCCGCAAAUUUCGAUCGCACAGUGAAAACUCUACAGUCAUAUACAAGGUGUACCUGGCUCAGACUGUAUUCAAGCUGUUGCUAGUUGUGCUCAUUGGAAGUUACACAAUUCCUUUGCUGAGCUCCUUUUCCUUCGGUCUCCACUGUGAGGCUGACGAGCAGGCACUGGUGGGUUACUCCUCCUUUCAGUGCAUUCAUGUUCUUUCCUCUCUGCUGCAUAAACUGCUACUGGCCUACAUGAGUCUCCUUGGAGUCUACGGCCUCCUCAAUCUUUACACACUGGGUUGGAUCCUACAUAGCUCUCUGCUACAGUUUUCCUUUCACUCAGUAAAGGACAUGAGCUCUUUGAGAGAAGUCCCAGACAUCAAAAAUGACCUGGCCUUCCUCAUGCAAAUGCUGGAUCAGUAUGACCCUCUGCUGGUGCAGCGGUUCUCUGUGUUCCUGUCCCCUCAGACUGAGAGCCUCCCGGGGAAAGAGGAAAGCCUGGAGCACCGCUGGGGGGAGGAACAACUGAGGGCCCUCGUCACAGUCGACACAGAUGGCAGAUCCAGACUCACACUAGUGGCCCUGCCUUGGAUUCCCUCGGCUGUGUACACUCUCAACCAUCUCAAUGUGCUCAGACUAGAGCUGAUUACAGAUGCCCGGUUUACUGCAGAGAUGUCAAACAUGUCCUCUCUCAGAGAGCUGCACCUUUACCACUGCACUGCUGCAAUAGCCCCUGUCGCCCUUAGCAUUCUUCAAGAUCGUCUAGAGAUUCUCCAUCUCACCUUCUCCCAGCCCGCACAGCUGCCCGGGUGGGUUCUCUCCCUAAGGGGUUUGCAGCAGCUCCACCUGACUGGUCCUUUGCACAGCGAAGGAGUAGUGGUCCGCGGUUGGUCCUUGGGAAGUCUACGUCAUCUACGACACCUCCGCACACUGGUGAUUCGGGGAAUGUUACAACGUGUUCCUGGAGAACUGUGUGAGGUGGCAGGCACAUUGGAGAGGUUGGAGAUCCACAAUGAAGGCACCAGGCUGUUGGCACUAAGUGGACUGAAGAGCUUUGUUGGUCUCACAGAGCUGAUUCUUCAGGAUUGUCAGCUGGAACGUCUACCGUCUGCUCUCACAACACUCAUAAACCUGUGCUCUCUUGAUCUACAACACAACAGGUUGGACCUACGCAGUAAUUGUCUGAAGGACUUGCCCUGUGAGGUGGUCCACUGCUCCGGCCUCUACGGAGGGGGGCUGCUGGUUGAGGACUGGCUUUUUUUCUCUUUACCUCCUCUUGUCCAGGAGCUGCUCACUCACUCCGAAAAGACAAACACAAUGGCCGAAAACGACGUCGAAAAUGAGCUGUUGGAUUACGAGGAAGACGAUGAACCUCAGGGAGCCCCCGAGAGUGCCACUCCUGCCGGCAAGAAGGAGGUCAAGGGCUCGUACGUGUCCAUCCACAGCUCCGGUUUCAGAGAUUUCCUGCUCAAACCAGAACUUCUCAGAGCCAUCAUCGACUGUGGUUUUGAGCAUCCAUCAGAGGUUCAGCAUGAGUGCAUCCCUCAAGCCAUUCUCGGUAUGGAUAUCCUUUGCCAGGCCAAGUCUGGUAUGGGAAAGACCGCUGUGUUUGUCUUGGCUACACUUCAGCAGAUCGAACCAGUUGAUGGCCAGGUCUCUGUCUUGGUCAUGUGCCAUACACGAGAGUUGGCCUUCCAAAUCAGCAAAGAGUACGAGCGUUUCUCUAAAUACAUGCCCACCGUUAAGGCAGCCGUGUUCUUUGGAGGCCUGUCCAUCAAUAAGGAUGAGGAAGUCCUUAAAAAGAACUGCCCCCAUAUCGUGGUUGGUACACCAGGCAGGAUCCUGGCCCUGAUCCGCAGCAAGGCCCUCAUUCUGAAGAACGUCAAGCACUUUGUUCUGGACGAAUGCGACAAAAUGUUGGAGCAGCUUGACAUGAGAAGAGAUGUCCAGGACAUUUUUAGGCUGACUCCACACGAGAAGCAGGUCAUGAUGUUCAGUGCCACGCUCAGUAAAGAGAUCAGGCCCGUCUGUCGCAAGUUCAUGCAGGAUCCCAUGGAAGUGUUUGUGGAUGAUGAGACAAAGCUGACCCUUCAUGGUUUGCAACAGUACUACUGCAAACUAAAGGAUAGUGAGAAGAACCGCAAACUCUUUGACCUCCUUGAUGUCCUCGAGUUCAACCAGGUGGUGAUCUUUGUCAAGUCAGUGCAGCGCUGCAUUGCUCUGUCACAGCUGCUGGUGGAACAGAACUUUCCUGCGAUUGCCAUUCACCGAGGCAUGGGUCAGGAGGAAAGACUGUCCCGCUACCAGCAGUUUAAGGACUUCCAAAGGAGGAUCCUGGUGGCCACAAACCUGUUUGGCAGAGGAAUGGAUAUUGAGCGGGUCAAUAUUGUGUUCAACUACGACAUGCCAGAAGACUCAGACACCUAUCUGCACAGGGUGGCCCGUGCUGGUAGGUUUGGGACCAAAGGCCUGGCUAUAACCUUUGUGUCUGAUGAAACCGACGCAAAGAUCCUGAACGACGUCCAGGACCGCUUUGAGGUGAACGUGGCCGAGCUGCCCGAUGAGAUCGACAUCUCCUCCUACAUUGAGCAGUCCAGAUGA
This is a messenger RNA of Knipowitschia caucasica, 3411 nucleotides long. The record is from the annotation of a GenBank genome assembly. NCBI's taxonomy places the organism in Eukaryota, Metazoa, Chordata, Actinopteri, Gobiiformes, Gobiidae.